Molecule: messenger RNA, 7314 nt
Organism: Cheilinus undulatus (humphead wrasse)
Lineage: Eukaryota; Metazoa; Chordata; Actinopteri; Labriformes; Labridae
Gene: rab5b
Product: RAB5B, member RAS oncogene family
Exons: 6
Coding region: 243-893 (216 amino acids)
Molecular function (GO): GTPase activity; GTP binding
Source: RefSeq, a predicted model, not a curated record
GCGCGAGUUUCCAGGAAGUGUUAACAUUCUGUUUAACCAGCUGAUAGCCAAAUUGUCAACAGUUAAGCCUGCGAUCCCAGCGCUGCUAAAGGACAGCAUACACGACUAAACAAGGAGUGCAGAGAGGUCAGGUCACCACCUGCUUGAAAGACGUAACACUACAGUCUGUGAGGAAGUCAGUGUCAGUGCUCUGCUCCAGGGAGGAGGCCCAGCCCCCCUGUCAUCUCCUAUAGCGGGCCGCUAUGAGUUCCAGAGGGAGUGGAGGCCGCUCCAACGGCACGCUACCCCAGACCAAGAUCUGCCAGUUCAAGCUGGUGCUCCUGGGUGACAUGGCCGUGGGCAAGUCCAGCCUGGUGCUGCGAUUCGUCAAGGGCCAGUUUGAUGAGUUCCAGGAAACGACUAUCGGAGCUGCGUUCCUGGCUCAGUCUGUGUGUCUAGAUGACACCACAGUAAAGUUUGAGAUCUGGGACACUGCAGGACAGGAGCGAUACCACAGCCUGGCUCCCAUGUACUACCGCGGCGCUCAGGCUGCCAUCGUUGUCUUUGACAUCACCAAGCCGGAGACAUUUGAGCGAGCUAAGGCCUGGGUGAAGGAGCUGCAGAGACAGGCCAGUCCUAACAUCGUUAUCGCUCUGGCUGGAAAUAAAGCCGACCUGGCAGAGAGGAGACUAGUAGAGUAUGAGGAAGCACAGACGUAUGCUGAAGACACUGGUCUGCUCUUUAUGGAGACGUCUGCAAAGACAGCUAUGAACGUCAACGAGCUCUUCCUGGCCAUUGCAAAAAAGAUGCCAAAAACAGACACCCAGAACCCGACACAUGCAGCACGACAUCGGGGAGUCAACCUCCAGGAUCCAGACGCCCACUCCACCCGAGCCUGCUGUGGAGGGAACUAGACCUCCACCACUCACCUCGUUAUCCCACCAUCUGCACACCACCACAGCCCGUUUAAACAUCCCGUCUCCUUCAACCAACUCGCAGAGGGGGACCUGACGCCGGGAAACUCGGUAUCAACUCACCUCCUCACCCUCCAUUCAUCCUGCUGUCUGAGCAGACGGAUUCAGAGACAGAGAUUAAGAAAGGAUGAGGAAGACACAGAGUCUGACAUCUGCGUCUCUGUACUAACUGGGAUUCUUCAUUUGGGAGGAGAGGAGAGUAGUGAGUAGUGAAGACUGAGAUGGAGAGGAGGGAAAUAAGAAUGUGGAAGACAGUGGUGAGCCUGUUGUAGAAUUUAGCACUAAAUGUGUGAUUUCUUUGUCUUCAUUCUGCCUUGCAUUGUUUCAGUCACAGCCCUGACAGCGGAAAAAAAAAGAUGCACAAGAUGAGCAGCACAUGCUAGGAAGAGGCCGAGAAAGGAAGCAGAAAAAAACGUCCCGAUUAGAAAUGCCCCGAUCCAGUUGAUUAUUUCUCAUACAAAUCACCCAUAAGUGAGGUUGGCCAAUACCAAUCAUGAUUUAUGUUUUGAUAUAUCAGCAGGAUUAGCAGUUGAUGGGUCUAGUUCACUUUGUAGUGUACUUGGACCUCCUACAGGUGGCAGUGUAACCUGAUUAAGGAGCAUAAAAGUCAUCCUUAUUCAGUACACAGCAUAUUUUUAACUUCCUUUGUCACCAUAGCAGAACAAAAACCUCCUGGUAAGAACAACUGAAUUACACGAUGUGGCGAUUCCUUCAUAAUAUUUGUGUUUAUGGGAUUUCAUUACCACAGAAAAGAUAGUAAACUAAUUCAGCUGGCUAAACAGUGCAAAUAUCUAAUCGAUAAAGGGCAACAAGUCUCAGAACAUUAACUCAGCUGCAUUAUUCAGCUGAUGCAAUUAUCAUAUUAGGCUUAGAGAAUAAAUUUCACCUCCAAACAGCUCUAUUUACUAGGGGUGCAUAAUAUUAUCAGCAUGAUAAGUAUUGGCAGAUAUUAAAAUAUCUUCAGAUAUAUCAGCUGUACAUAUUGGCAGUAUAUAACAUAUAUUGAAAAUGCCAUUGAAACAUUUCUCUUCAUUAAAUAGCCUUUAACCUGGAUACUAUAAGCCUUGAUUAUUAUAUCCUACCUCAUUACAGUGCAUUACUUUUUUAAAAAAGUAGUUAAAAAAGUGAGUAGCUGGUAGAUUUUUGAAUCCACCAGCCACAUACACGUUUGAUAUUUUGGUCAUUAACAGUGAGAUAGAAAAAUCACAAGCGUUUGUGUCUCUGUUUGAAGCUACUUGUUCCGCUCAAACAAGACAAUAGAUCUGACUUCAACAUCCACUAAUGAGACUGUGAAAAGGAAGCUUCAUUUGUCCCAGUUGCUCUUACAGUGUCAGGUCUUGGCAAACUGUCAGACUGUACAGUGUGAGCACAACCAAAACACGAUUGUUACAGAAUCUGCUUGAAAACGCACUAUGUACACUUGGCUUUAGUUAGCUCACGAGCUUUUCAAUUGUAGAUUUUAACCAAUUUCAACACAGAUUUCUAACUUUGAUUAUGAUUUUUAAAUGAUGGGAAUCACGAAAAGGUUUUUAGGGGUGGGUGAUUUAAGUGGAGGAUGACUGACCUGCAGCGGCAUCAGAUGAGUUGAAGUUGAAGGAGCUGAAUUUUAGUUUAAUUUGAUUCACAGUGUUGAUGCUAUACUUAUGGCUGGCAGUUAAAUUAGACAUUAAAAUUGCACUACAGUGCUUCUCCCAGCCCUAGAAAUCAGAGUAUUAACCACAGAUGAUCUGAUCAGUGAGGACAUGCAUUAAAUCUGAUGAAUAUAUGUGGUAUUUCAAUCAAAAUCACAAGCUAAUGGUCACUUCCUACCAGUCGGGGCAUUUCUAGUCCAGAUUCAGAGUUAAACAGUUUUAACUGCUGUCUUUCUUUAGAGCUUACACCUGCUUGCUUCGCUUCCUCCUCGCCCUGAACAAAUCAACCCCUGCUGUGAAUGCCGCCACAUGUUGACCCCUGGAAUGAUCCUAUAAUUCAUAAUCCCCCUCCGUCCGUCUAACUUCCCCUGGUGUCACUGUCCAGACUUGCAUCAGAUAACACUCACAGCACAGUUUCCCCUUAAAAAAAUCCAUAAGUACGUAUUUAUUGUCCGGUCUUUUGACUACUGGUAGUGAUGCUCUGGUGUCUUUUAAAGGCACACUCUCAUUUCUGCUCUCCUUUUGUUUGAAACUCGGGUGGGUGAGGCAAACAUUUAAACUUUUUUUUGUUGAUUUCUUUCUCAUACAAUUUGCGCCAUCAGCUUGUUUUAUGAAAAGAUUGUUUUGUGGUUUUACGCCUUGCUUGACUGCUCAGAAGCACCACUUACUAUUCUGUAUUUAAAGUAACAAAACAGACUAGAUAGGAGCGCUAGUAUUGUUCUGGACCUGGUAACUGUAAACUCGAGUAGCAGUGAACAUAUCCCUGAAACCCAAAGAAAGCUGUAUUGUGCAAAAUAAAAGAUUAACAAAGUACCUGCCCUCAAAAUAAGAUUAAAAAGGAAUUUCCACGUUUUUAACCAGAGCCCUACUUUUACGUUUUAGUGGGUCUGAAUGAGGAAAAAAUUUCUGCAUGCUCCAGUAGAUUGCAGCAUUUGGCAUCUGCUGCAAUGGCUGCAGAAUAAUCCUUAAAAAGCAACUGCUUUUGAUCACUAAAGGUGCUCAUUUUCCCCACUGAAAAGCUGAUUGUGUUAUUAUAGGUUUCUGACAACAUGACAGCAAGAAUCCGUAUAGAGGUGGGCCAUUUUUUUAAAGCACUGGAUGCUUUAAUUGUGACCUGAUGUUGCUGUUUUAUUAGGUUUAUCUUCUGUGAUUGAUUCACUUUGAUUUUCUUUUCAGAAUUGCUUUGGAUUAAACCUGAUAUUCAUGUAAUGUUUUAAUGACAGAGAUCCGGGCAGCAGUAGACAACGUUUUCCAUUGUCCUGUGAGGCUAAAUUGCUGUUUUUAUCAGUGGAAUUUGAUGGCUUUGCACAGAGCUGUUAAAGCAGCUGUUUCUUUUUUCUUAUCAACAAAAAGAGUCUUUAUCUGAAGGAAUCUUUCUGCAAUUUUGUCAGACACUUAACUAACCUGUUGGUGGAAAAAACAAAAACUUGUGGUUGACAUAAAAGUGAAGGAACUCAUUAUCAAAGGGCCUUGUUCAUAAGUGAGGGUAAGCCUGGCAGACUGAUAGGUGCAGCAUCAGCAGUACUACAGGCAUUGCACUGGACUGUUGUGGUGAAAAGGGGGCUCAGCUGAAAGGCAAAGCUCCUGGUUGGAGCUAUAAUCUAACCCUCACCUAUAGUUUCGAGCCUUUGGUAACAACUAAAAAGGUAAGAUUGCAGAUGUAAGUGGUCAAAAUGAGAUUCCUCCCAACGAUGGCAGGAGGUGUUCAGGCAUAUGGAGGGAGCUCAGAGAGGAGCUGCUGCUCUUUUGCAUCAAAAGGAGCCAGUUUAGGUGGCUCCUGGUCACCUCCCUUUAGCGGUCCUCCAGGAAUGUCCAACUGUGAGGAGACCAGAACUUACUGGAAGAGAAGCAUCCAGCUGCAGACCUGGAGCCCAAAUCCUGCCAAAGCCCUGAUCGUGAUGAAAGUGAUGCACAUAAUGGCGAUUCUAUUCAAGGGCUCUGUGCAGGAAGUGGACGUUUACUUUUUGUAGCAGUUCUUGACGGUUUUGUAUGCAAUUUUUUAGAUAAAAAAAUGCACACAUUUGCUUGUGUUUUUAAUACUACAUCCACACAAUUAGCCCUUUAACAUUGGCUGUUGAUGACAUCUUAUUAUACAGUAGUGUGCAUAAGUUUUAGCCAUAUGGGGUGCUAGUCGAGUCAAGCUCAACACAUGGUGACACGUGUGUCACUCGACAGCCAAGGUCAAGCUUGAUGGCAUCUAUUUUGUCCUCGCCUUUUCACCCCUGGUAAUAAAAACCUCUGGUUAUUGGACUCUUUGGACAUCCACAGUAUGACCAGGAGCUGGUGACAACCCUACUACCUGCCCAGAUGAUACCCUAGGCCAGGGAUUUACAAACUUUUUAGCCUGUGACCCCCAUAAUAAGGUGCCAGAGACCAAGGGCCCCAACUGUACCAAAAGGAUGUUGAAGCAUAGUUGAACACAGCUGUGCACAGUCAUGUGCAGGCUUACAUUUAAAGGAUUUUUUAACCAUUACUUUGAUUUCUAAUUAUAAAUCUCACCAAACCAAAUGGCCAUGUUUUCAUUUUAUGUAUGUGUUUUUAUAAGAAUGGGUAAAAUCUACCAUUUGAAAUCAUUUAAAAAUAUUCUUUGGUUUUUGGAAGGCAUCUGGCGACACCCUCUCAGUGUCUUGUGACCCCCAAGGGGGUCCCGACCCCCACUUUGAGAACCUUGCCCACGUCAUUCUUACUCACCAAAUCCCCUCUUACUUUGCCCUAAAGGUGUGAACUUGGAUAUUUUUCAACAGAUUACUGUCUCAUGCCCCUGGCAAAAUGCAUGGACAUCCAGAGCAUAUCUGGGGUUGUGUCAAUCCUCCUUCCUGCCUGAUGGUGACCUCAGGCAGCUUACUUGCCACAUCUCCACCUUUCUUCAGCCCAUUUCUGGCCCAAACAUGCCUAAAAGUUCUGCACAGUACUGUAUAUACAUACGCACAUUCUCUUACAAAAACCUUUUCUCUGAACUAGUUAGGAAAAAAAUUCCUAAUUGAGAUUAUUUUGGCUUAUAUUGCAAAUUCCACAAGACUUGUUUCAUUGAAGGGAAUGAUCAUUUUUAUGCCUUUCUCAUUCUGAUGGAGGAAGCAGGAUUUUUUGCAGACUGUUCUAGAAAAUAAUGUAACUUCAAGCGUAACAUCUCUGCUGCAAAAAAACUGGAUUAGACUAGUAUUUCAACACGCAUUUCAGGAAAAAAAAAGCACAAUCUCUGAUUUAAAAAAUUGCAGGAAGAAAUAUUCAAUUGAAUUUAACUUUCUGUUAAAUUCCCAACCUGACAAUGAAUCUUCAUUAAAAAAGCAGUCAAAUAUCGUCACUUUUUGAUUGCAACUUUAUAGAGUGGAAAAUGUACAUUUUGAAGUUUAUUCCUGAAAAAGAAAAACAGCAUACGUCACGCCUUCAUGAUAGGGGCUUUGUGAAGACAGGGACUAGGGCCCCAGGUCUGCAGCUGGAUAGCAUGGCACUGGAGGGAUUAAGAAUCCCAUCAGGCCUGGGAACCCCUUAGGAUACCCCAGAAAGAGCUGGAAAAUGUCACUGGGGAGAGGGACAUCCUGCUUAACUUUCUGCCAUGUCUAACAUGCUGCCACCACAACCUGGCCUUGGAUUGGUGGAAGAAAACGGAUGGAUGGGCUUCACUUGCCUUUAGUUGCAGCUCUAUCAGCCUGUUUGAGAGCCGCCUACCAAAACUAUCUCCUUCUCUAUUCUAAAAUGUUUUGUUCCUUUAUGCAUUAAGACCUAAAAUGUGUAAAACAAGGGCUAUGGUCAAAAAGGGAAGAAUCUUGGUUUUCAAAUAAUUACAGAUAAUGUAUUGGCAGUAGUUCAGUUAUAUUUUGGGGGCUGUAGUCUUUUUAAAAAGAGAUUUUAAAGACAGAAUACAAAGUAGUAAGAUCAAAUAUUGGUAAUAAAUCUCCAACCAUCUGUGGGAGAUUUAUCCACACAUACUGUGUUAAACGUGACCCUCAUCUGUAGUUAUAGUUAAACAUAAAAAUGAAGUGAUCUUAAAUGGUUUUAAGGAUUGUUUUCACUUGAUAUGAAGCUCUUAAGAUUAGACUUGUGUUCUUGAUUGCAUUUUGAGGCUUGGCUGGAGAAAAAGAGGAAAUAUUUGAUGAAAACACAAAAAACAGAAGUGCCUAUUCCCAGUUUUCUUUAUUUUUCUGUGACUCAUGAUUGGGGCUUUUCCCUUAGGUGUGAGCUUCGUAGACGAAAAGCAAAAAUCUCAUCUCCCUGACAUCAGCUUGUACUUUAAAACAAUAACCUGGCACCCUGUCUUUAGGCUGUAGUAAACUGUAUUGGCCGUUUGUAUGGAUGUAAAGAGAUCUUGUUGAAUACACUGUAUGUUAUAUAUUACUGUCUUGAUUUUAAUGAAAGUGUUUUAUUGAUUUAGGAGGAGCACACUUGUGAACUUGGAAUGGAUCUAGUUAAUUUUAUGAAUCUGUUUCAUUUAAACUAAAUUGAUGUCUAUGAAAUUCUUUUUUUUCUUUUUAUUUUCAGAUUGACUCGCGUGUUUAAAAAGGCCUUUUGAAAACAUGGCAAUCUAAUUAAGGGUCUCCAAAUUGGCUUUUAAUAUCUGUAUUGAACUGUAACAGCUCAUUAGCAACAUUAAACAGUUAUUCAUUCUUCAGGGCUCACAAGUAGGUUCAAUGUUCUGUGCAAUUAAAAUGACAAAAGGUGAUUAAAACAAGCCUGGAUUUAUUUUUCAUUGGCACAUUUAGUAUGUGAAGUGUUCAAUAAAGCUGUGAAUGACG